GCGUCUACUCCGCAGCGUCUCGCACCUAUACGAAGCUCCUCCCCUUCUUGUGCCUUGCCGGGGUGAAAACCAAUGCAGUGCCGCUCCCAAUUCACAAUUAGUCAUUCACUGCUGCAGUCUCUCAGCUACAUCAUCUGUGUUUCCUCUAUCCUCCACACUCCACGAGAAAAAGAUUGCCAAGCUAAAAGCUACGAGAAUGGAACUUAUGGGACGUUCCGUAGUAGAUAUGUUCACCAAGAACGUCGGAGCUGCCAGGCUUCUUUUCGAACAUCGUCGAAACAAGUCCGCUUCGAACGUGUGCAAUCCGCUCGACUUUUGCGUCAGGUCGAACAAUCUGGAGUGGGCAAAAUUUUUCUUCCAGUUUGACCGUGAGGAAUUAGUGAGUUCAAACACCCUGUUGCUGGCUGCCAGGUACGCAGACGGAAAAAUGUGGAACUGGUUGUUUAGAAACGCCGUCGAUGACGGUUCCUUGGACUCUUAUUGGAAACAUUUAAUCUUGCGCUUGGCUGCCAGUAACAAAGAGCACGGACAUGAGGUCAUCCCCCUCCUUUCUCGCUACAAGUACCACGUGAACGAUGUGGGGCUCGAUGGGAAAACUCCUCUGACCAUCGCCCUGGCCGACCAGAACAUCAGGGCGGCAGAGCAGCUGAUCAGGAUUGGUGCGAGUAUUCAAUUCAGAGUGGCAGGCUACAAUCUGCUGCAGAUCUGCGCCAUCAACAGCCUGACGGACAGCGUGAAAUUCCUGUACGAAUUAAACGAGCGAGUUUUGGUCCGGCAAUUUUCAACUUACGGAGAAAGCAUUCUCAUGGUGGCCGCCAUGUUCGGGACCAAGGAGAUGUGCGAGUGGCUCCACGACGAGAAGCAACAAAAGAAGGAGGCCGUCUGCAACAAGUUCAACGCGACUGUCACCCACUACGCCGCGUACAACAAGAAACACGGAAUCGAGAUCAUCGACUUCCUUGGUCGCGACAUCGUCCUUAAACAGGUGCACCACAAGAACCAAUUCGGCGAGACGCCGCUGCACUGCGCCCUCAAGUCAGGAAAUACCGCCGUGGCGAGCCAUUUGAUCAACGAAUACAACGCCGACCUGCGCGUGAAAACGCGCAAAUUGAAUCUGCUUCACUUCUGCGUGAUGAAUAACCAGCUAGAAAGCGCCAAAUUGGUCCACAAACUAAAUAGAAACCUGAUCAAGAUCAGGGGCCAAGGAGGGAAGAACCCUCUGCACGUUGCUGCUGAGUACGCUGAUCUGGAACUUUGCCUGUGGCUCGUCGAACAGGGCGUUAACCCGAUGCAUACGACCUUUCAGGGAGAGACCGUACUCAACCUCGCCAGGGACAAUGAAGACGUGCGGACUAAUUUCAAUAAACUGUUGUCCUUAUAUUAUAAGCUUAAAAAAAUCGAAAUUCCAAAAUAA
Molecule: messenger RNA, 1414 nt
Organism: Cloeon dipterum
Lineage: Eukaryota; Metazoa; Arthropoda; Insecta; Ephemeroptera; Baetidae
Product: putative ankyrin repeat protein RF_0381
Exons: 2
Coding region: 197-1414 (405 amino acids)
Molecular function (GO): protein binding
Source: RefSeq, a predicted model, not a curated record